GUUGCAGCCAAUCGAGGGUCGUCAGCCAAUGAAAUGUAACCAGGAAGGUCACAGGCAGUGUCCCGGAUGUUACGUAUGUCCGCUGCUGCACCAACGUGCGAACUGUAAAGGGCCCAAAGCAGAGUGCAGACAUGUGGCCUCUGUUCUGGACAGCGGCGCGGACCUACGCCCCCUAUGUCACCUUCCCCGUGGCCCUGGUGGUGGGAGCGGUGGGCUACCACCUGGAGUGGUUCAUCAGGGGGGCCCCGAAAGCCAGAGAGGAGAAGGGCAUCCUGGAGCUGAGGGAGGAGAGGAAGCUGCAGGAACAAGAGGGUACGGACAGCACGCAGGUGCUGAGCCUGAAGGAGAAACUGGAGUUCACUCCGCGAGCCGCUCUGAACAGGAACCGACCUGAAAAGAGCUAACGUGCACUGUCCCCUGUUUCCCUCACCAGUUCUUCCCUUUUACCUCAGCCGUACAUCCUCACUGUGUGAAUAUCUGAUACUUUUGAGAGGGGAAUCAAAAGGAUCUUUAUUUGGUCUUUUUUUUUUUUUCUUCUUCUUCUUCUUUGAGUCAAUCAGUUUAUAUGUGCUGGAUCGGAUUCCCAGACCUUCUCCUUGAUUUUACGAAUUGAUCAAUAGCCAAAUCAGGACACUAUAAUUAAAAACAGCUGACAUAUUGAGACUUUGGGUGGCAGAGCUCUGAACUGAUGCGCUGGUUUGGUGAGAUUUGUUCUUUGAUGGUUUUAUGUACAUGUGUUGUUGUGUCUCUGCUGUUCAAUCACACUCAAGUAAUUGAAGAGAUGUCACAGAUGUGAAAAAAAAAAAGAUCAUGUUCUGAGCCUGUCGGAAAGUGUUUCUCCUUUUUAAUCAUUUCUGCAUGUUUAGAAGUGACUGAAGAUAAAAGCGGAGGAAAAGUCUUUGUUGGAAUUCUUUUUCAUCUCGUAUAACCUUUUGAUGGUAUGUGACAAAAUAAGCCGACAACGUGGGUGGUCCCUCGAGAUGUUUAAGCUGCUUUAAGUCCUAUUGUCUGGCACAUCUACACUGUACUUUCAUUUUAGGAAGUCGGGAUGGUGUGCAAACUAUGAUUGUCCGUCUUCAACAAUUAUGAUGAAUAAAGGAAUGUUAGCUGAAA
This is a messenger RNA of Gasterosteus aculeatus aculeatus (three-spined stickleback), 1113 nucleotides long. RefSeq names its product small integral membrane protein 12 (gene smim12). NCBI's taxonomy places the organism in Eukaryota, Metazoa, Chordata, Actinopteri, Perciformes, Gasterosteidae. The record is from RefSeq and is a predicted model, not a curated record.